This is a messenger RNA of Procambarus clarkii (red swamp crayfish), 816 nucleotides long. The record is from RefSeq and is a predicted model, not a curated record. Lineage: Eukaryota; Metazoa; Arthropoda; Malacostraca; Decapoda; Cambaridae.
AUGAGAAACAUAGAGGAACAGAACGCUGCAAAGACACCAUCGCACAGACACGCGCCACAAACACAGCCGAGGAACACAGACACGCGCCACAAACACAGCCGAGGAACACAGACACGCGCCACAAACACAGCCGAGGAACACAGACACGCGCCACAAACACAGACGAGGAACACAGACACGCCCCACAAACACAGCCGAGGAACACAGAUACGCGCCACAAACACAGACGAGGAACACAGACACGCGCCACAAACACAGACGAGGAACACAGACACGCGCCACAAACACAGACGAGGAACACAGACACGCGCCACAAACACAGCCGAGGAACACAGACACGCGCCACAAACACAGACGAGGAACACAGACACGCACCACAAACACAGACGAGGACCACAGACACGCGCCACAAACACAGGCGAGGAACACAGACACGCCCCACAAACACAGGCGAGGAACACAGACACGCGCCACAAACACAGCCGAGGAACACAGACACGCGCCACAAACACAGGCGAGGAACACAGACACGCGCCACAAACACAGGCGAGGAACACGGAACACAGACACGCCCCACAAGCACAGGCGAGCAACACAGACACUACAAAAGACCAAAGCCCCGACGCCCUCCCCCCAGCUCAGACGCUCUGCUUUACCCCGGAACUGGGUAGCUCUGCUCGGAAAUCAUCUCAAGAUAACCUCAAGAUAACCCCACAACAGACGCCGUCAUUGUUUACCACAGACCAAGCGACCUUCACUACAGCUGUAUGGGGCGGGGGUGUCGGAUUUGUUAUAGGGGCGUCUGGUUUUUUGUAA